Punica granatum (pomegranate) is the source of this 1340-nucleotide messenger RNA. The record is from RefSeq and is a predicted model, not a curated record. NCBI's taxonomy places the organism in Eukaryota, Viridiplantae, Streptophyta, Magnoliopsida, Myrtales, Lythraceae.
UCAAACCCUUCUCUGCUCUCUCUCUCUCUCUCUCUCUCUCUCUCUCUCUCUUCUAUCUAUAUAUAUAUAUAUAUAUAUAUUAGCACACACAUGCAUUAGCUGAAGAAGCAACGCAGCUCACUCGGAUACUUUCAUCAAUAUAUAGAAAGACAUGGAUGAGAACUACUGGAAGCUGUCGAAGAAGGAGGCGUCGAUGUGCGGUUCUUCCUCGAAAAGCCACAUUCCAAGGAGUUUCUCGACGAAGAUGAGCAACAGUUCCUCCUCGAAUUCGCCCCUCUUGAUGAGAAGCUGCUCGACAAGAGCUAGUACUAGCUGCAGCUCUAAGUCGUCUUCUCUUCUUCCCCGGAGUGCGUCGCAGAAGAGCUCCAACAUCACCCGGAAGUGCACCAACUUGGCCAAAGAACACAAGGCUCGGUUCUACAUCAUGAAGCGCUGCAUCACGAUGCUUGUUUGCUGGCACAAGCACAGCGAUUCCCGAUCAUAAAUAUAUAUAUAUAUAUAUAUCAACAGUUUAAUUCAUCAGAGGGGAGACGGAGCAAAAAGAACCAAACACAACACAAUAUUUCUUCUCGUGCGUAUGUAGCAAGCUAGCUAGCUAGCUAGGCAGGUCUAGAAGGGCCCGAUGUCUCAAUGGCGGGCGAAUGGAUUGUGAUGAUAAUACGGCCGUGCUGUCAAUUUUGAGUACUUUUGAAGCAUUUUCUGAUUUGAGUACUGGUAUGGUUUGUGUCGCUCCGAUACCUUACGAAAGAUCUACUUAUAUAUCUCUGUUUGUAGGCUUUUCUUUCUGCUGCUACGAGAUAUGACUGAUCUCACUGCAGGUUGAUGGGGAACAUUCGACUUUUCCAAUUCAAUAGAUUAAUGCAUGAUGCAUCAUUCUUUGUUUGUGGAUCAUUAUUAGUAUCAUUGAAACUUACUUUAUUUUCUACACCGAAAAAAAAAACAUUUCUUUUUAUAUAAAAAUACCAUCUAUAUAGUUAUUGUAAUUAUUGUUAUGAGAUAGUGGGGAUAUCAAAUUUAUUGUGUUCAAGGCCAAGUUGGCAACCGAAUGGGAUCAGUCUGGACCAAUAAGCUGAGACACCUCAUGUUUUCAUCGAGAAAUCUGUGAUUUAUACAAGUGUGGUUUACCAUUCCAUGUGCCCCUAAUUCUACUAAUUCUGAAGUCAAGACUUUGAAGCCCAGCCAUACAUUCCUAUUGACCCGAAUCAGGUCCAUUCAAUUGGAGGCCCAAGUCUGUUGCUUAGCCCAUGAUAAUUAAGACUUUCAAGUUUCAACUAUGUCCAUUUCCUCUUUGGUUUCUAGCGGCUCCAAUCGAUCGAUAAUUUCUAGGAAGGACAAAGGCU